Exophiala bonariae is the source of this 3897-nucleotide messenger RNA. RefSeq lists its product as uncharacterized. Gene Ontology annotation, cellular component: endoplasmic reticulum membrane; cortical endoplasmic reticulum; mitochondrion. The transcript has a single exon. Gene Ontology annotation, molecular function: sterol transfer activity; sterol binding. The coding region runs from base 1 to 3897 and encodes 1298 amino acids. The record is from RefSeq and is a predicted model, not a curated record. NCBI's taxonomy places the organism in Eukaryota, Fungi, Ascomycota, Eurotiomycetes, Chaetothyriales, Herpotrichiellaceae. Gene Ontology annotation, biological process: intracellular sterol transport.
AUGCCUGAACCCUCACCCCAGCUCAAGGGAUUGAAAAAGGUCCUUUCCAAGAGGCGCUCCUCCGAUGUCCCUUCAGACUCUAGCUUUAGGGAUCUACGACAAGGCUCCGCCGAUUCCUUUGUCCUGGAAAAGUCCCCCACCAGAUACAGCACCCGUUCCACUAGUCAGGAUGGAAGUUCCAAGUCCGGCUCUAGCGGAGUGCGAAAAUUGCUGCCUGGCCACAGCAAAAGGAGGAGGCGGCGGAUGCACGAGGAAGAACUAAAGAUUGCCGCAGAGGACCUGGCGAGGGGUCGGACGGGGAGUGGCUCGAUGGUACUGCCUCCUCAGGCAACCCUGACUCGACGAGCCAGCAGUCUCGGUCCUCCUGAGGGGGAUAACAACCUACUCACCGAUGACUCCGAACUCGAGACUCCUCCCUUAGUCUCCAGAGAUUCACAUACCGGCUACUUGACCAUGUCAUCGCCUCUGGUGUCACACACGACCACGCGAAGCGAUCAAGAUUCGGCGGUCCCUCCGGUGCCGCCUCUACCCGGAUACGCAAGUCACAUUCCCAUUCUGAGAGAGCCGGAUGGAGCGGGACGUUCGCCCUCUCCGAAAAGCCCGGCCAUCCAGAGCGGCUCCCCCACCACGUCGACACCGAUCGAUCGAGCGGCGACUUUUGGUGGACUCGACCGCGGUGAUGUCCUCCUCCCUCAAGGACGCAGCGACACCCUGGGCACUAUCCGAGGCAAAUCACCGGCCCGCAGGUUCAGAGACGUCUUUGGAAAACCCAGCAAGAGCCCCAAAGUGAGCCCGGAGAGGAGGCAGACCGACGUGUCCAGUGCCUAUUCCAGCCCGUUGGGCAACAAUUCGGGCCUGGGCCUGUCCACCAAUGAGCCCGUCCCAGCGCCUCCUGCAGAACCGAUCCCACCUCCUCUCCCCGUCGAUCGUCCACAGAAUCAUUCGAUGCCCAACUUGGACACCAAAUUUCGCCCUCUGACACCGCCAGCGGCGCUCAUCACCACUCCCCUGACGACCGUGACUCCUCCGACGCCCACCGACACUCGUUUCGAUGGAACCACGGGGUCUCCACAGCGAGACAAGGCGGCACCCGACGAGAAGGAUGAACUCUCCAACAUCGUGGUCAGUCCGUCUGGCAACAUGAUCUCGCACCGCAAGACGAGGUCGACAUCUUCCAUCACCCAUCAACCGAGUAAACUGUCGACCUCCAUGACCGCCCCUCUGACCCCCACGGAGGACGGCCGGACGGCAUCGGGCAUGACCUUUGGCAACAGGGUCCCGAGUGGUGGUCUAUUCUCGUCUUGGGUCUCGGCCGCUCAGAAUGCGGCUUCGACCAUUACCAAUCUCACGGGUCCCAACCGCAGUCGGGCGGGCACCACCGCGUCGGACCCCAACAUCAAACCCAAAACCAUCGAGGAACCCAUCAAGGAAGAAGAAGAGGUCUCCGAACCCGAGGUCCCGCGCAAGCAGCUGGCGAUCGAGACCAUGGGCACCGGUGAUCUCAACUUUGAACAUCUCGGUCUGAACGGGGAAGAAUCCAACCACAACGGCUCCAGACUCGAUCUGAAUGAGUUGCGCAAAGAUUCCAUGCUGGAACGCGACGAGGCUGCCGCCAAGAUGGAAGAUCUGUUGGCCAAACGGGCGGUGUCUGCCGCCUAUGAGCGGACCUCCACGGGAAGUACCCCGGUGGCCGAGAUCUCCGACCCCAUCAGCAGCAUGAAGCAGGCACAAUUGAUCAGCGCCGCCGUCAACGGGGAGAGGACGCCCCCCAACGGGAGUGUGUAUGACGGCGAGCUCGGCUCUGUCCGGAGGACAAACAGUGUCAGAAGCAAACUGGGAAAGCGGAGAUCGAGAGGAUCGUCGGUCGCCACCGGUCAAUCUGCGAUUGGAGCCAUGAUCGGAGCCAGCACCGCGGCGCUGGUGAAUCCGACCAAGGGACCGCGACUGACCGGAUUCACCUGUGCCCCCAAACAGCGAAACCGGAAUUUUCACCAACAAUUUCGAAGCGUGCCAGAGGACGACUACCUGAUCGAGGACUAUAGUUGCGCCUUGCAAAAGGAAAUUCUCCUCGCGGGCAGGAUAUACAUCUCCGAGGGACACAUCUGUUUUUUCAGCAACAUUCUGGGAUGGGUCACGACCGUGGUCAUCUCUUUUGAAGAGGUCGUCAGCAUUGAACGGGAAAGUACCGCCAUGGUCUUCCCCAACGCCAUUGCCGUGCAAACACUACACGCUCGACACACUUUUCGGAGUCUGCUCUACCGCGAACAGACCUUUGAGCUGCUGAUCGGCAUCUGGAGGGUUAGUCAUCCGGCCAGUUUUCAAAAGAGCAUGAAUGGGAAACAGUUAGCGUCGGGCGAAGUAGAAGUCGCCGAAGGCACCAACGUGGAAAACGGGGUCAUUGUACAGAACAGUGAAGGGAGCACGACGGAGGACUCGAAUUCCAGCGGCGACGAGGACAGUGCUCCGAGCUUUGUGGAGAGCAGCGCGAGCAACGCCGCCAGCGAAGGCGCAGAGACCAAGGUCGUUUCUCGAAAACCGUCGGGGAUGAACGCACCGGCCGUCGCUCAAGUGGCGAGCAUCGCUGCAGGGACGUCCAACGAUGUUCCUCCAUCUCUCGCCGCUCAGGCUGGAAUGCCCGACGUGGCCGGGAACGACUUCCCCGGCCCAGCCACUCACGCCCCGACCGAAUGCACCGAUGCCGCCACCCAUUACGACAAGAUCAUCAAGGAUGAAGUCUUGCCGGCACCUCUGGGUAAAAUCUACUCACUCCUCUACGGACCCGAGUCGGGUGUGUUUGUACGGAAAUAUCUGGCGGACGACUGCAAGUGUACGGACCUGGUGUUGGAGGACGACAAAAAGGGUCUCAACAACGAGAUCAAAAGUCGACAAUACAGCUACAUCAAGCCCUUGGGAGGUUCCAUCGGUCCUCGGCAGACCAAGUGUAUCACGACCGAAAAUCUCGACUUUUGGGACCUCGAAAAGGCCGUGACCGUCACCUGCACCACACAGACACCCGAUGUCCCCAGCGGGAACGCCUUUUCCGUCAAGACCCGAUAUUGUCUUUCGUGGGCGCCCGGCAACGCCACCCGACUCCAAAUGAACUGCACGAUCGAAUGGACGGCAAAGUCGUGGUUGAAAGGGCCCAUCGAGAAAGGUGCCAAUGACGGGCAACAGCAAUACGGCGACGGACUGAUCAAAGUGCUCCGGGGCGCGAUCAGCGGCAGACCUAGGGGCACGACCAACGCCAGCAAGGUCUCCAAGGUGACCAAAAAGAAACGCAAGGGCGACAAGAGACACAAGGAGGAAAAGGUCGAAGAGACCAAGAAAAAGAGCGAAGACUGGGGGCUCUUUGAGCCGCUCCGAGGUCCGCUGCAACCGGCCACCGACAUUCUGAGACCGGUGCUCAAGAUGGAACUCCUCCUGGUGCUGCUGACAUUCAUGGUCGUGGUCCUCUGGUUCCGAACACCACCCACGUCGAACGCGCGCCUCGGUCCCUAUCCAGGCUACAGCACGCUCUCGGAAUCCGAGCGGCUGGUCGCCUACGACACCCUCUGGGCCAAGGAAGAGAACGAAUUCUGGGACUGGCUCGAAGCGCGCGCCAACGUCGACACGGUCCUCUUCCGCGAGCAGGGCCAGAAUCGCAAGGGUUCCAAGCUCGGGUCCUCGAACAGUGGGGGUCGAGACGACGUCUCAUCGUCGGGGGACUCGACGAAGCGACAGAAACAGCGCAAGAAGGUGCUCAGCCACGGCAGCGCCGCCAAGGACGUCGAGGCCAAGGUGCGUGAGGAGCGCAUCUCACAGCGCGAGAUGGAGGACGCGAUCAAGAUCACGCGCGAGAGGCUGGAGGUGCUCGAGGGGGUGGUGGAGAAGAACAAGAGGAGGGCGGGUGGGAAGUGA